AUGUCGGCUACAGUCUCCACCGCUCAGAAUCAACGUCAGGGGCCACCUGAAAACUUGCUCUAUGUGUUUGUUAUCAGCCGACACGGCCAACGUACUCCCGUUAUACCCUGUAAGAAACUGUUCAAAAAGGAGCCCACGGACUACGGCCAGCUGACAGCAAAUGGUCGAGAGCAGACCUUUAGGCUUGGCCAGUUUCUGCGAGACCGCUACAAGCUGUUUCUGGAGGCCUCAGGAAAAACUGGUCAGGUGCUCGCCACCCAUGUCGGCCUGGAUCGGUGCCGAGACAGCGUGAAAGAAACCUUGCGGGGCCUGGGUGUGCCCGCGGCUGCGACGAACGUCGACCCGACGGUGUACGACGUGCCGUUCCUCCUCGACAGCCUGAAUGCCAACUUGGACAAGGCACUUAAAGAACCGGGUCGAGGCAACUUCGCGACGUUGGGAGACUUGAUCGCCUUCGUCGCCGAGAAGACGGGUGCACCGUUGCAGAACAACACGGAGAAGUUUCUCGUCAUGGACAGCCUGGUGACCUACGUCUUCAACGGGAAUCCCGUUCCGGAAUGGGCCAAGCCCUUGUGGGACGACUUACUGUGGGCGGACCAGAGGGUGUUUGUGCGGUCACUCGUGGGUUACGAGCAGCCGUUCGCAGCUUAUGUGCUGGGACGUGUUCUGGACACCCUCGCGGUCAAACUCGAAGAGGGCGUCGAGCGGCCGGACAAGAUGCACCUUUUCUCCAUGUCCGACACGAAUGUGUUUUCGGCGCUCAAGCUUCUAAACACGUCGCCCGGAGGUCGACCUUGUUUUUGCGCCAGCAUCCUGAUCGAGGUGUACAAGGAUGGCCCCAAGGACUUUGUGCGAGUGUUGUACCGCACAAAAGAUGAGCCUUGUGUAGUUCACAUGGAAAAGGUGGGGAACCCUUGCGAGCUGAUCAGGUUUCUGGAGUUUCUGCGCAGCGUUCUGAAGACGCCUGGGCAUAAAAUUUAG
This is a messenger RNA of Rhipicephalus sanguineus (brown dog tick), 981 nucleotides long. RefSeq names its product testicular acid phosphatase. The transcript has a single exon. Gene Ontology annotation, biological process: dephosphorylation. NCBI's taxonomy places the organism in Eukaryota, Metazoa, Arthropoda, Arachnida, Ixodida, Ixodidae. The record is from RefSeq and is a predicted model, not a curated record. Gene Ontology annotation, molecular function: phosphatase activity. The coding region runs from base 1 to 981 and encodes 326 amino acids.